Molecule: messenger RNA, 1963 nt
Organism: Labrus mixtus (cuckoo wrasse)
Lineage: Eukaryota; Metazoa; Chordata; Actinopteri; Labriformes; Labridae
Gene: rlig1
Product: RNA 5'-phosphate and 3'-OH ligase 1
Exons: 7
Coding region: 140-1117 (325 amino acids)
Biological process (GO): response to reactive oxygen species
Molecular function (GO): RNA ligase (ATP) activity
Source: RefSeq, a predicted model, not a curated record
GAGUAAGCUCGUCACGUGACCGCGAGUCUUACCCACAUCCAUGCGCAUGCUGGAAAAAAUGUUUUAAAAUCAUUGCUGUACACAGCGACACACGUACCGGGUAAACUGAGAGCCUCAGGUGGAGGUUGAAUUAUAAAGGAUGCGUCGUCUGGGCUCCGUUCAGCAGAAGAUACCGUGUGUUUUUCUGACCGAGGUGAAGGAAGAACCGUCCAGAAAACGGGACUGUCAGCAAUUUCAGGUUGUGGCCAGUGAAAGUGUGAACCCUGUUGCCCUGGAGGCCAACAUUGAUUGUGCGCUGGCCACAGAAAAACUAGACGGCACCUGCUGUUACGUUACAUUAUAUAAAGGGCAACCUUACCUCUGGGCUCGACUCGACAGGAAACCAAACAAGCAGGCAGAGAAGAGGUUCAAAAAGUAUCAGCAUGCCCACAGGAGCUGUAAAGGAUUCACAUGGAGCGUAGAGGAAGAUUUUAAGACGGUGCCAGAGGCGUGGAUCCCCGCCCACAGAGUCAAACACCACAAUGACCAACCAGUGCCUGAUGAGCACGGACACAUUCCAGGCUGGGUUCCCGUGGAGAGGGACAACAAACAGUACUGCUGGCACUCCUCUGUGGUGGAUUAUGAAGUCGGGGCGGCUAUUGUUCUCAGGCCCAGCGCUGAUGAUGAUGACGUGCUAGAAAUCGCUGCAGUGCCGCUGGCUGACCUCCUGGAACAAACACUGGAGCUCAUCGGGACCAACGUCAACGCAAACCCUUACGGACUGGGGAGUAAGAAGCAGCCGAUUCACUUCCUGGUGUCUCACGGGAGUGUUCGAAUCGGAAACCCUCCACCGGUCGACUAUCAGCAGCUCCGCUCCUGGUUCCAGGAGAGUCCAGAGGGCCGAGUCGAGGGCAUCGUCUGGCACUGCAACGACGGCACGCUCGUUAAGGUUCAUCGUCAUCACCUGGGACUGAGGUGGCCUGACGGGGAGUCCUGCCUCGUUGAAAAGUCGGUGCUCGUUCAUGUCGACGGGACGGUUGAUGAAUACAACAACAGCAGCAGGGACUUGUUUUCAUCCUUCGCUGCAUUAAAUGGACAAUGUUUCAGCCGACUGCAGGACGUACAGUUAGACUUGUAAACAGUCAGUGAGGAUCAAACGUCUGUUGCUGCGACUCUGUAAAGGUUUGUAAGCCUGUUGACAGCUGGCAGAUCUGUUCACCAGUACUUCAUGAAGGGCGUGUACGACUGCAUGGUGACAGUUUAAUGUUUACUUAAAGAGGAAUGUGUACAGCGUCAGUUUGAAAAUGACUGAAGUUAAGGCCCUGACACACCAAGGAGAUCAUCGGCUGUCAGUGAGCGGCCGUCGCCCUAGUUUGUGCGGUGUGUCCGUCUCCGUUGCUACCCGUCAACCUUUUUUUGGCUGAUCCGACAUGAUCGGCGGUCGGUGAGAGGAAUCUUUCUGAUUGGCUGUUCAGAGGUUUCAUUUAUCUCCAGCUCUCAGGGUCAGGAAAGCCCCUUGAGCAUGCUGCUGUAGUCUCCAUGCUUUCACCCAUUAGUGCAGUUUCUCCUUAUUUGUCACCUCCACCUCUUCUUUUCCACUAAAAGACCAAGGGCUGACAACGCCUGCGCCAUUUUCAACUUUUUAAUCAGACAUUAUUCUGGAUGAGUAGGCUACCUGUAAUACGAGAGGUGAGUGACAGCAGUGUGAAAAUGAUCUUCUCGUAUCAUAACGAGCUACCGCCGCCUGCUGGCAUGGAGAGUUAUUUCCUCUCACACAUGCGCAGAACAUGCGUUGUGGUUGUGCCGUCGUCUGAAGUCUAUGCGGUGUGUUCAAGUGCAACUUUUUGGCCAAGACGUGUAGUUCUUUGCCAUCUGCUUGGUGUGUCAGGUCCUUUACGCUACAUGUUCCAUUAAUUUACUGUAAAUACUGAAAAGAGCUCUUUAUUGCCAAGUGAAGAAUAAACAGCGAGUCUGUAAAUAUUUA